Messenger RNA from Choloepus didactylus (southern two-toed sloth), 292 nucleotides. RefSeq names its product protein kish-A-like. NCBI's taxonomy places the organism in Eukaryota, Metazoa, Chordata, Mammalia, Pilosa, Megalonychidae. The record is from RefSeq and is a predicted model, not a curated record. The transcript has a single exon. Gene Ontology annotation, biological process: intracellular transport; protein secretion. The coding region runs from base 1 to 219 and encodes 72 amino acids.
AUGUCUGCCAUUUUCAAUUUUCAGAGUUUGUUGACUGUAAUCUUGCUGCUUAUAUGUACCUGUGCUUAUAUCCGAUCCUUGGCACCCAGCCUCCUGGACAGAAAUAAAACUGGAUUGUUGGGCAUAUUUUGGAAGUGUGCCAGAAUUGGUGAACGAAAGAGUCCUUAUGUUGCAGUGUGCUGUAUAGUGAUAGCCUUCAGUAUCCUGUUCAUGCAAUAGCUUGGAACAAUGCCAGAAUUUAAUUGCCAUCAGAUUUCAAAAUGAAAAAGGACUUAUAUGCAGAAAAUAAUGG